This is a messenger RNA of Closterium sp. NIES-65, 4851 nucleotides long. Lineage: Eukaryota; Viridiplantae; Streptophyta; Zygnematophyceae; Desmidiales; Closteriaceae. The record is from the annotation of a GenBank genome assembly.
AUGGCUACCCCUAGUGUCCUCGCUUUUGACGCUGAGGGUCGAGCCAUUGACUUUGAGGUCUGGGUCGACGACCUGCAGCUGUUUUUACAGUGCGAUAGGGCGGACGGUCUUUCUCUCUUUGACCUCACCUCUGGCGCCUCUCCUGCCCCUGCUGCUGAUACUGACCCCACUGUUCGCUCUCAGUGGGCUACCCGCGAUGCUGCUGCACGUCUUGCUGUGCGUCGCCACCUUCCUACCACUGAGCGCGCGCACUUUAGUCAGUACAAGAGUGCUCAGACCUUGUACAACGCUGUAGUUGCGCGCUACUCUUCCCCUACCACUGCUGCACUGAGCCACCUCAUGCUACCGUACCUCUUUCCUAACCUUACUGCCUUUCCCACAGUCGCUGACCUCAUCACGCACCUCUGCACUAGUGACACCCGCUACCGCGCCGCGCUUCGUGCUGAGUUCUGCGCCAAGAACCCCCCCCCCAUUCGGUCGGCGCGGCGUCUGCCCCCAGCGGGAGACGCCGCCCUGGCAAGGGCAAGGGGGGCAAGAGCGCGGGUGGAGCUGGCGGGGGCGGUGGAGGUGGCGGUGGAGGCGGCGGAGGGAGUGGGGGUGGGGGUGGGAGUAGUGGCGGGGGUGGUGGUGGUGGUGGCAGCAGCGGAGGCGGAGGCGGUGGCGGCGGCGGUGGUGGCGGAGGCGGAGGCGGCGGUGGUGGCGGAGGUGGAGGCGGCGGUGGCGGAGGGGGUGGAGCUGGUCGGGGUGGUGCCCCGCAGCGGAGCGGCUCUGGUGGUGGUCAGCGCCAGCAGUAGCAGCAGCAGCAGCGGUCUCGGGACAUCCCCCCGCCUCAGCAGCUCCUGUGGGGGUGCCCACAUCACCCAGCGCUACUUUGGCCGCCUGACGGACGCUUGGCAUCAGCAGUUCCCCGAGGCUAGUGAGAUUCCCCGCUGGGGAGAGCUGUCUAGGGCUGGUGUAGCUAUCUUUGAUCUUGACUUUGAUGCUAUCCUUGCUGCCAUGUAUGCUGUGACUAUUAGUGAUGAGGGUGACUGUUACUGGUGUUUCUCGCCCGACCCGGGCAUUGGUACUCCUGCGCUAGGUGCUUGUGAGGCUGCUGCUCUAGGUGCCAGUGCGUCUGCGCUCUCAAGUACUGGUAAGGCUGCGCUCUCAGGCACUGCGUCGACUUCGGCCUCCCUCACCUUCACACUUGACUCAGGUGCUUCUCGCUCCUUCUUUCGAGACCGCACCACACUCACGCCGCUUGGUCGGCCGGUUGCAGUCUCCCUGGCUGACCCCUCUGGGGGUCCUGUCCUCUCUCACUUCUCCACUGUCCUCCCGUGUCCGGCUGCCCCCUCGGGCACCCUGUCUGGUCUGUACCUCCCCUCGUUCUCGACGAACUUGGUGAGUGGUGCUGACCUGCAAGAUGCGGGGGUGCACCAGUUUACUCCUGCGAGUCAGCGGGUAGCUGCGUCGGGUCAAGUGUUUGCUGCUGCGUCCAGGUCUGGUCCUGAGUCUGCCCCCUGCUCGUAUCGCCUCCUGUCUCACAAGACUCUCUUGUGGCACCACCGUCUUGGCCACCCCUCCUUGCCACGUCUUCGGAGCAUGGCUUCCCGUGUCCUUGUCUCUGGUCUUCCCCAGCCCCUCCCUCCCCUUCCUUCGGGGCCUGGUCCUUCCUAUGUCCCCUGUGUUGAGGGGCGCCUCCGGGCUGCCACUCACUCCUCUCAGUUUCCCCCGACAGAGGCUUCGUUGCAGACGCUUCACAUGGACGUGUGGGGCUCGGACCGCGUCCGUGGACAGGGUCAUGAGCGCUACUUCCUGCUAAUGGUUGACGACUACUCGCGUUACACCACAUUCUUCCCCUUGCGCAGCAAGGGUGAUGUCACUGAGACCUUUACGCUUCCGGACUCUCCACAGCAAAAUGGGAUUGCUGAGCGCCGCAUUGGCAUGGUCAUGGACGUCGCUCGUACGUCCAUGAUGCAUGCGGCUGCCCCCCAUUUUCUGUGGCCGUUUGCGGUUCGGUACGCGGCGCAUCAGAUCAACCUUCACCCCCGGGUCUCCAGGCCGGAGACCUCCCCAGCCUUGCUGUGCACGGGGAAGGUCGGCGAUGUGUCUGCGUUCCGUGUCUGGGGAUCUCGGGCGUUUGUCCGCGACUUGUCUGCGGACAAGCUGUUCCCCCGUGCUGCUCCCUGUGUGUCCCAGGUAGACGCGGCCGAGCCGGUCGAGGUUACUGGUGACUCUGGUACUGCUGCGGGUGCUGAUCCUGGGGGUGCUGACUCUGGGGGUGCUGCGCGCGUGGGUACUGAGCCUGGGGGUACUGUGACUGGGGGUACUGAGCCUGAGGGUGCUGAGCCAGGGGGUGCUGAGCCUGGGGGUACUGCGACUGGGGGUGCUGAGCCUGGGGGUGCUAAGCCUCGGGGUGCUACGUCAGGAGCUACUGACCCAGGGGGUGCUGCGUCUGGAGCUGCUGAGCCUUGGGGUACGGAGCCUGCACCUGCUGGACCUCCCCUUGUGGCGUGUGGCGGUGCUGGGCCUGGAGGUUCGUCUAGGCGGGAGCCCCUCUCUCCACAGGAGCUGCGCGAGUGGUUUGCUCGCCGCUGGAGGCGUACUGAUGGAGCUGGAGCUUCUUCGCCCGCUGAGGGUGCUGCUGUCGCCGGUCCCGGAGCUGCUGGGCCUUCGGGUCCGCCUGGAGCUGGAGCUGCUGAGGGUGUUGGUGCUGAGACUGCUGCUGUCCUUCCGGGCGGUGGUCCUGCUGCGGGUGCUGCUGGUGCUGCUGGAGGUCCUGCAGUUGGAGGUGCUGUUGGCGCUGGUGCUGCCAGAGGUGCUGAGGAUGCUGGUGCUGUCCCUGCUGUGUCUGGAGUCGCCGCGCGGCCUCGGCCGUACUUUUUUCCGCUCCUUCAGCAGCCUGCGUCUCGUCCUCCGUCGCCUGUUUGUGCUGCUCGCGCUAGUGGUCGCGGUUCGCGUCAGCGUCCUCCCCCUGUCCCUGGCACGCACCGGAUGUCUCUGCGUCCGUCCACUGCUCCUCUGCGUGCCCCUUUGCCUUCUCCUCCUGAGUCCUCUCUUCCUGCACUGGCCGACCUGGAGUCGGACUCUCUUCAUGCUGCCAGUCCUACUGUCACGCGUCUCCUUGCUACUGUCGUCACUGACCAUUCUUUUGAGUCCAAUGCUGCGUCUGCUCUUGUUGCUGAGCUCGUCGACUUUGUUGCUCGCUGUCGUCUAGACUACGCUGCUAGUCUUGUUGCUGAGUCUGCGGCUGUCUGUCCUCCGUCCGUCGGGGACCCGGAUGCACUAGACAUCCCGACUCCGCGCUCUUACGUGGAGGCCGUAGAGGGUCCCUACUCCUCUCAAUGGCAGGCAGCUAUGGAUGUAGAGAUGGCUUCCUGGAAGUCCACAGGCACCUAUGUUGACGCGGUUCCACCUCCUGGGGCGAACAUCGUCAGUGGCAUGUGGAUCUUCAGGGUGAAGCGGCCACCGGGCUCUCCACCUGUCUUCAAGGCGCGGUAUGUCGCUCAUGGCUUCAGUCAGCGGCAGGGAGUUGACUACUUUCAGACCUUCUCUCCCACCCCAAAUAUGGCCACUCUUCGGGUGCUGCUGCACAUAGCCGCCCAGCGCGACUAUGAGCUUCACUCUCUUGACUUCAGCAUUGCUUUCUCGCAGGGUAGCCUGCACGAGGAGAUCUGGCUGCGCCGUCCACCUGGCUUCACUGGGACUUUCCCUCCUGGCACCCAGUGGAGCCUCCGACGGCCAGUCUACGGUCUCCGCCAGGCACCGCAUGAGUGGCACGACACACUGAGGACUACGCUUGCGGCUCUUGGGUUUGCUCCCUCUACUGCUGGCCCGUCGUUGUUUCUGCGCACUAACACCUCUCUGCUGCCGUUCUACAUCCUCGUGUACGUCGACGACUUGGUCUUUGCCACAGCUGACACUGCUGGACUCGCCUACGUGAAGUCCGAGCUGCAGAAGAGACACACGUGCACAGACCUCGGUGAGCUGCGUAUCUACCUUGGCUUGCAGAUCACCCGGGACAGAGCACGCCGCACCAUUACCUUGACUAAGUCACACAUGGUGCAGCAGGUCCUUCAGCGCUUCGGCUUCACGUACUCCUCGCCUCAGGCCACUCCUCUGUCUACUCGCCACUCGCUCUCAGCUCUGCCUUCGGAUGAGUCCGUAGAGUCGAGUGGCCCGUACCCAGAGCUUGUUGGCUGCCUCAUGUACGUGAUGACCUGCUCACAACCUGACCUUGCAUACCCUCUUAGCAUUCUUGCACGCUAUGUUGCUCCUGGGAGACACCGACCAGAGCACAUGGCUGCAUCGAAGAGGGUGUUGCGCUACUUGUGCAGUACGUCGGGCAUGGGGCUAGUGCUUGGAGGACGGAGUCCAGUGGUCCUCACUGGGCACGCGGACGCUUCAUGGGCUGACGACCAGGCUACUCAGCGGUCGUCCCAGGGUUACGCCUUCAGUCUUGGUUCCGGCUCUCUUUCGUGGCGGGCUACUCGCUCGUCUUCCGUUCUCGGCUCCAGUUGUGAGGCUGAGAUCUACGCCGGGGCCAUGGCUACACAGGAGCUUCGCUGGCUCACCUACCUGCUGACCGACCUUGGAGAGUUGCCUUGUUCCCCUCCAGUGCUGUACGUAGACAACAAGGCCAUGCUGGCCUUGUGUCGGGAGCAGCGCCUGGAGCACAGAACGAAGCACAUUGCUCUCCGUUACUUUCUUGCUCGUGAGCUGCAGCAGCGUGGUCAGUUGCGACUUGCGUACGUGGCCUCUGAGGCCAACACUGCUGAUGUUUUCACCAAGGCUCUUCCGCCUUGUGAUCAUCAGCGCUUCUGCACUCAGCUGGGACUUGUACCUGUCUUGCCUCACUUGCUCACCUCUUGA